UAGCAGCAGAAGCAGCAGCAUCCUCACCAUCAUGGAGCAGCCCAGCAUACUUGUUAGAAUUCUACACUCAAUACCGCAUGUGAACUAUACAUUUCAGCGGGUUAAUGACACCUUCAAUCCGGAUAGCGAUGUUUAUCUUGAGAGCCUGGGCAUAUUAGCAUCAAUACCCGCCGGUCUGCUGAUAUUAUCACUAUUUGGUCUACUAUUAUAUCUGCUGACACGCUGCUGUGAUCGCAAGCCACGCAAACCCAGUGCCCAACGCUGUCAAAGUUGUACGCUGGUAAUAAUUACAUUAAUGACAUGCGCUUCAAUAGGUUUAGGUCUCUAUGGUAAUGAUGAUUUCCAUAACGGUUUGCUGCAAGCAUUCAGUUCCGGCAAACAAGUCGAAGGACUUGUAUUAAGUUUGAAACGACAGACUGAAGCCAUUAAAAAUGAUCUCGAAACAAAAAUGCUUCAACAUCGCAUCGAGGCACAAAUCGAAAAAGUCCAAUACAAUCAAACGGCCGUAAUGCUACUAAUUGAGACAUGCGGUCUGGUACGUGAGAAUACCUCACGUGCGGUCACAAGUUUGGAUAAUAUGGUGCUGUAUUUUAUGAAGACCAAAGGUAGUGAAAAUGAUACAUCGCUAAUGGGUCUGCUGCAUUUGGGUGAACUUUACGAAUCGAUACGAUGGCCCGCCACUUUGGGAUUUCUCACCAUCCUGCUAUUGUUGUGUACAGUCUUGGUUAUAGGUGUGGCCAGACGUUCGCGCUGUGCUUUGAUAUUCUUUAGUGUGGCUGGCCUGUUUUGUAUUAUUUUAUGCUGGCUCUUGGCCGGCGUUUAUCUGGCCUCGUCGGUGGCGGCUGGCGAUUUUUGCAUGCGUCCCCAUGAGUAUAUGUGUCGGCAGGUGGGCAUGCGAAGUCCUUACGUCUAUUUCCUUAACUGUGGAACUUUGCGUAAUCGUUUUAUUUUACGCCUAAAUGAAUCUCGAGAUUUGGUGGAACGGGCCAGAGAAUCUGUCUCUUUAAUACAAAGAAUGAGCCAGGAAACCUAUCCCCGCAUUGAUAUACACAAAACCCUACAAGCCAUGGACAAUGAUUUGGAGGAAACCAAACGCAAUCUCACCGUUUUAUCAGCCACUUUGGAUAGGCGGGCCAUUGAUCGCCAUUACUCUGAGGCCUUAAAGGGUCUGUGUGGUGGCGGUCUAUUGGGUCUGAGUCUCAUGAUGGUGGCCGGUUUGCUUACCUCAUUUUUAUUCACCAUAUUGGUGUAUGCUGAUUCCCAUGCCUGGAUAUAUUUAAGCAAGAGGAGACCCUCUCUCGAUGCGGAUAAAUCCGAAACCGCUCCUUUGUUCCCCUCAAAUGCACCAAGUGCCAAUAUCUCACCCACAGCACCGGCCCAUCACACUGGCACCUUGAAUCGUACCCUGCUGCAUCAUCAACAGGCCCAUGGCAUGGGUGUGGGCUCCAGUGGUACACUGGGUGCAGCGACACGCAGCAAUGGCACCGCCAAUGGACUGAGAACAGGGUUCGCAUCAUACAACACUCAUCACAAUGCUCAUCAUAAAACUAACACUAUACAGGGUGGCGGCGUGGGCAGUGGUGGCAAAUCAUCGCCCUCACCGCCGCCGCACUAUGAUGUUGUGGUGCAUGGCACAAGAUCUUCCUCCGGCCAUCACACACUGGGACGCUUGCCCUCCCAUCAACAAUCCAAUUAUUUAGCGGGACCCAACAACGGCAAAUAUGCCACCCUCAGCAAACAAUGUAAGACUUUGGAAGCCAACGAUUUUUACUGAGAUUCGCUUGCCUGCAAUUCCAAUGCAGGCAGUAGCAGUAUUCGACUUAACAGCAUCACCACAUCCACCAUCAAUGGGUUGGGAAGAAAUUCCAUUAAGAGUAUGUUCGCCUCGGCCACAUUGCCGCGCUCGGCCGGCUCUUCG
Musca vetustissima is the source of this 1918-nucleotide messenger RNA. Its product is annotated as protein tweety-2-like. The transcript has 9 exons. Gene Ontology annotation, cellular component: plasma membrane. Lineage: Eukaryota; Metazoa; Arthropoda; Insecta; Diptera; Muscidae. Bases 32 to 1774 code for a protein of 580 amino acids. The record is from RefSeq and is a predicted model, not a curated record. Gene Ontology annotation, molecular function: volume-sensitive chloride channel activity; intracellularly calcium-gated chloride channel activity.